This is a messenger RNA of Cinclus cinclus, 2928 nucleotides long. RefSeq names its product pleckstrin homology-like domain family B member 1. Lineage: Eukaryota; Metazoa; Chordata; Aves; Passeriformes; Cinclidae. Gene Ontology annotation, cellular component: basal cortex. The annotation marks the transcript as partial. The transcript is spliced from 17 exons. The record is from RefSeq and is a predicted model, not a curated record. Gene Ontology annotation, biological process: regulation of microtubule cytoskeleton organization.
CUGAGUCCCUCUCUAACACAGCUUCUGCAUGGCACCUAUUUGAGAAGUGUGUUUUCUCUCUUCUUUCUUUUUUUUUUCCCCUUUUCCUUCUUUUUUGUUUUGUCUUGUUCUCCCCUGAUUCAGGAAAGGGCAAAGGUUGAUGCUGAAAGGAAGGAGCUAGAGCAACUCCAGGCGCUUUACCAUGAGUCGAAGAGCCACCUUGAUAAGUGCCCCGAGUCAAUGCGGGAGCAAUUGCAGGAGCAGAUGCGAAGGGAGGCAGAGGCACUGGAGACGGAGGCCAAGCUGUUUGAGGACCUGGAGUUCCAGCAGCUGGAGCGAGAGAGCCACCUGGAAGAGGAGCGUGAGGCACGAGGCCAGCAGCUCCUGCAGAGCCGGGCUGAGUGCCACCACAGCAUUGCCCGCAGGAAGGAGCGUGUGGCUGCCCUGGAUGCCCAGGCUGCCCAGAUUCGGCUUCAGAGUGCCCAGGAAGCCGAGCGCCUGGCCAGGGAGCGGAGCAGCGUCCUGCAGCUCCUGCAGAAGGAGAAGGAGAAACUCGUGUCUCUGGAGAGGCGAUACCAGCUCGUCACAGGUGGCAGGAACUUCCCUAAAAUGUCCUCAGCUCUCCGAGAGGAGACCCUCCACAUCUCAGAACCCUAUGAGCUGUUGGAGGGAACUAAGCCCCUGAGCCCCCUGCCAGCAGCAGCUGCCUCCUUAGCUUCUCCUGACACCUACUCCUACCCCAAGGCACAAGAGGAGUACAUGAGGCUGUCUGACGUUUUCAGGUUCUGCAGUAAUGCACCUGGCCCCAGCCUGGACGCUAAAGCUGCUGCUGCUGCCCCUGCUGCCGCUCAGCACUCUUUCUUGCUUGCUGUAGCUCCCACAGCCAACGAGUAUGUGACCAUUGAGCAACUCUCGGGUAUCCUGGGCAGCCUUCACACCCCUGCUGCUUCCCUGCUGGGCUGUACCCCUCUGGCUCCUUCAUCCUCAGGCUGCGCUCCUCCUCUUCCUCCUCUUCCAUCUCUCCCUUCUCCCUUCGUCUCUGCAGAGAUGGAGCAGCAGGCGUUGGGAGUCCCUGUGUGUCUCCCGGCUCUUGAUUUAGAGAAGUGGUACCAGGAAGUUAUGGCUGGCUUUGAGACUUCCUCUUCCUCUGUCUCUCCUCCUUCUUCCCCUCCUCCACUUCCAGCUAAAGCUCACUCCUCUCACAAGGCUCUCCAGGUCUAUCGUGCAAAAACAGAGGGUGGUGCUGGUGUCCUCACCCCUCGGAUGAAGAGUGGGACCCCUUCGUCCUCGCAGCUCAACCUCUCCGUGCUGGAGCGUAGCCCCUCACCCAAGGGUCCCCCGAGCCCGGCAGGCAGCCUGUCCCGCAGCCUGGUGGCCACACUGCAGGAUAUCGAGACCAAGCGCCAGCUGGCCCUGCAGCAGAAGGCCAAGCUGCUCCCAGCAGAGCCCUUGCAGCCAGGCAAUCUACCAGGUCGGCAGGUGAUUGAGGAGCAGAAACGGCGGCUGGCAGAGCUGAAGCAGAAAGCAGCUGCUGAGGCGCAGUCCCAGUGGGAGGCCCUGCAUGGGCAGCCCCCCUUCCCCACUGUCUUCCCCCGGCUCAUGCACCACUCCAUCCUCCACCACCACCGUCCCCAUGGUGCUGGGCCCCGGGCCGAGGAGUUGGACCAUGCAUAUGACACACUCAGCCUGGAGAGCUCAGACAGCAUGGAGACCAGCAUCUCCAUCGGCAACAACUCUGCCUGCUCUCCUGACAACAUCUCCAGUGCCAGCGGGAUGGAGACAGGGAAGAUUGAGGAGAUGGAGAAGAUGCUGAAGGAGGCACAUGAGGAGAAGUCACGGUUGAUGGAGUCCAGGGAGCGGGAAAUGGAGCUGCGUCAGCAGGCGCUGGAGGAUGAGCGCUGGCACCGGGAGCAGCUGGAACGCCGACUGCAGGACGAGACAGUGCGGCGGCAGAAGCUGGUGGAGAAGGAAGUCAAACUGCGGGAGAAGCACUUCUCACAGGCUCGUCCCCUGACACGGUACCUCCCCAUCCGCAAAGAGGAUUUCAACCUGCGGCUGCACAUCGAGUCCUCGGGCCACAGCGUUGACACCUGCUACCACAUCAUCCUGACAGAGAAGAUGUGCAAGGGCUAUCUGGUCAAGAUGGGUGGGAAGAUCAAAUCUUGGAAGAAGCGUUGGUUUGUCUUUGACCGCAUGAAGCGCACCCUCUCAUACUAUAUGGAUAAACAUGAGACAAAGCUGAAGGGUGUUAUCUACUUCCAAGCCAUUGAAGAGGUUUACUAUGACCACCUCCGCAGUGCUGCAAAGAGCCCAAACCCUCCGCUCACUUUCUGUGUCAAGACCCACGACCGACUCUACUACAUGGUAGCACCAUCAGCCGAGGCCAUGCGCAUCUGGAUGGAUGUCAUUGUCACGGGGGCAGAGGGCUAUACCCAGUUCAUGAACUGAGAGGGGGGUGCUGUGCACCCCAGAUCCACCAGCUGGAUGGACUCUGAGCAUGCCAACCGGUGAGGAGCUCCUGAGGGGACCAUGGUCCCUGCUCCGCCUCAUGCCAUGCACACAAGGUCACACCACACCAAGGUCAUGGACCUGCAUUGGGCCCAGCUGGGUGGUACUGAACGUUGCCUGUUCAGGCAAGGGAGUAAGUUUUUUUAUGUUGACUUUUUUAAAGCAAACUUUAUUGGAACAAUAUCAAAGUGCUGAAAUGUAAAAAGCUGCCAAAGAGCUGAGGCCUGAGCUCUCUGCCUUGGAGAGGUGCUGAUUUUGAAGCUGAUGCUGACACUUAGUGUCAUGGCCAUAGUGAGGUGAGGCUGUGCCACCAUCUGGCCCCGUGCAGCCAGGAUGUUCCGCUGUGGCAGACUCGGACGUGUCUUUGUAAACCUUUUGUAAUUUCGGAUCGUUGUCCCCCUUGGGCCAGAUGGGGACUGCCCAGUCAUAAAACAUUUCGUG